CAAAAAACCGAGGGGCAAGUCGCACUAUCUCUCCUCCUCCCAAAUAUUGUUUCAUUCCUCCGUUUUUGCAGUGUUUUUUCUCCGUCUAUAAAAGAAGGGUUUGCUAUGGCUGAUUCCAAUAUCUCCGCUGUAGUGACAGCUAUGAAUCACUCUUCCAUUAGCCCCAACAAAUCACAUCGUCCCAUGAGGACCGAUUCUCCGCCCUGGACUGAAAUCGUCCGACAGGAAUCCGACUUGAUCGCCGGUAGUCCAUUAACGCAUUCGUCCUCUUCGUCACCGCCACCGUCCAAGGUUGUGACGGAACCGCAUGUCGCGACGGAGGAAGAGGAGGAAAGCGACGAGAAUGCGGAUACCGGGCUUAAUGACAAUGUCGGUAAUAGGCCCGCUUGGAAUAAAGCUUCUAAGGGCUCUACUGAGUUUGGGGCCGUCAUGGGGGCCCACACGUGGCCUGCUUUGUCUGAGUCGGCUAGGUUUCCUUCCAAAUCCUCUUCAGAUUCACCCCGAGGUUCAUUCGAUGGAUCAUCAGCUUCUCCUUCCAAGGUAUCUGUUUCUCAGGGUAGAGAAAGUGUGUCUUCAUCGUUAACUCCACAGAAGCCAGUUAGUAACAGAGCAAAUGCAAAUUCAAAUUUGGCUCAGAACCAUUUCGGUCCUGGACACCAGAGGCCAAUGAGACGUAAUAGUGAUAACUCAGCAUCAAAUGGUGGUCUCUCACAGCCCCCAUCUCAAGGUCAUGGAGUUGGAUCAUUCAUUAAUAAUGCUUCUUCUAGGGAUCACACACAGCAAGGUGGAUUCGUACCACAGUCUCAAACUGGUGGUAAUGAUCACCCACACCCACGUAAUUCUUUUAGAUAUCGUAAUGGUGGUUUCCAUCCACGAGGAGAUGGUUCUCACCAUCAGAACUUUGGAGGAAGGCGAAAUCAAGAUCAUGGAAAUCAUGAGUGGAAUGGCCGCAAUUUUAAUAGCAGGGGUGGUCACAUGCAACCAAGAGUUGCUCCGAGGUUAAUGAGGCAUCCACCUCCUCCUCCACCGCAUGGUACUAUACCAUUUAUUGCUCAUACUCCUAUGCGGCCUUUUGGCACCCCAAUGGGGUAUUCUGAAUUGACAUCUCUUUAUGUAGUCCCGGCUCCACCUCCUGAGUCAUUUAGAGGCAUGCCAUUUGUUGCACCAAUAGCCCCGGUGUUUUUCCCUGCUCCAGAGUCUCAAGACAGUCAGUUGCAUACUAGAAUAAUGAAUCAAAUAGAUUAUUAUUUUAGUAAUGAAAAUCUAAUUAAGGAUACCUACUUGAGGCAACACAUGGAUGAGCAAGGCUGGGUUUCUAUUAGAUUAAUAGCCGGCUUCAAAAAGAUUUCACAGUUGACGGAUAAUCUUCAACUUAUAACCGAUGCUCUGCAAAGCUCAGCAGUCGUGGAAGUUCAGGAUAAUAAAGUAAGGAAACGGAUCGAUUGGAUGCGAUGGAUAUUGCCAUCUUUUGUUCAGUUCCAUAACAGGACUGGUCAGGGUGCGCCGGUGGCUAGUGUUGAAAAUCUUUCAAUGGAACAGAGAACUGCUAACCAUACUGAGGGAACAACUGUUGGUGCUCUAGGUGAUCCGGCAAGUGAUUCAAAUUAAGCAAACUGUGCUGAUGUACAUAUCUUCUUGCAAAAGUUCCUGGAAGAUUGAGGAAAGAAUGAUUUUGACACCAUGGGUACAGCAAGUUGGGGGAAACUGUACGAGAAGACAAGAAAAUAUUGAAACUUGAGAUAGUAGAACAAAACCAUCUAGGCCUAUCGAAUUGUUUUUUUUUAAUAUCUAUGGGGAUGUUGGAUUUUGCAUUACUAUUUUUUAUUGGUGUUUAAAUAUGGGGAA
Messenger RNA from Hibiscus syriacus, 1845 nucleotides. RefSeq names its product la-related protein 1C-like. Bases 106 to 1608 code for a protein of 500 amino acids. The record is from RefSeq and is a predicted model, not a curated record. Lineage: Eukaryota; Viridiplantae; Streptophyta; Magnoliopsida; Malvales; Malvaceae. Gene Ontology annotation, molecular function: RNA binding. The transcript has 6 exons.